AUAAUAGUUCUCUUGUUACCGUGAAUUGAAUUUGAAUUUCGUAGCCGUGCUACAAGUAUUAGAAGAAUCAGCUUAUCGUUUAACGUUUAAUAGCACUGCACACUGUGUAACAUCUUCACGUCACUUUGCACAACACUGUCACGAAUACGACGUGUAAAGAGAAAGACCCUCUUAGUGUGAUAUUGGGGCUUGGAAAAAAUUAUAUUGUAUUAUCGCGCAGUUAAUAGAAGGUAACAGCCAGCACUUGCAGUCGAGUGCAACGUGUUUUACCGAAGCAUAUUAUAUAUAACUACACUAUAGAAAAGGUGUAGUUUAGCAGAGUUGGAAAAAAGCCGAGCCCCGCACACUGCUAACUAAUAAAUUGUGCAAAAUGAGUGGGGAUGUGGCUGCUGAAAAUACAUUACACGUGCAAAAUGGCGGCAGCUGCGAAGUGCAAUCGAAUGGUGUAACUACAAAUGGGCAUCACCAUCACCACCAUCAUCAUAGCAGCAGCAGUAGUAAACACAAGUCCUCUAGCAAGGAUAAGCACCGUGAUAAGGAACGUAGUGAGCAUAAGAGCUCUAGUUCUAGCUCAUCCAAGGAACACAAAAGCAGUAGUCGCGAUAAGGAUAAGGACAGACAUAAGAGCAGCAGCAGCUCAUCUAGCGGCAAGGAUAAGCACCGGGAUAAGGAUCGUGAUGGCAGCAAUUCGCAUCGUAGCUCAUCCUCGUCAUCAUCCAGUCAUCGGGAUAAAGACGGCAAGCACAAGUCAUCCUCGUCCUCAUCGUCGUCGGGCCAUCACCAUCACAAAAGUAGCAGCAGUGGUAGCAGUCACUCCUCAUCCAAAGAUAAAGAGCGUCGCGACAAAGAUCGCGGCAGCAGCAGCAGUUCCUCCAGUCGGGACAAACACAAGUCCUCCUCAUCAUCAUCGAGCUCGCGCCACAAGAGCUCGUCCUCAUCUUCGUCAUCAUCGAAAAGCAAACAUUCCAGUUCGAGUUCGAGGCACCACAGCUCAUCAUCAUCGUCGAAAGAUCCCUCCUAUGAUGGCGUAUUCGUCAAACCGGAACCUGUCACACAGAACAGCACAAACGAGCACGCAGAUGCACUGCAGCUGCAACAAUUGCACCUACAGCAACAAAUGCAACUGCAACAACAUCAGCAACACCAACAGCAGCUGCUGAUGCAGGCUCAAUGCAAUGGCUAUAAGAAUGGUUACGAGGUGGACGUGAAAAAGGAGGAGGACAGCUUUAAUCACUCACAGGCCAGUUCCUGUGAUUAUUCGCUAUCGCAGUUUAGAGCCGAUGAGCCCUCAUUUGUGGUGAAGCACGAAUCAACCUACAAUGAGGACGAUAGCGCCUUAAACGAUGAUGAUGACUACGAUGACAAUGACAACGACAACGAAAAUGAGAAUGAUGAGGAUGACGAGGAUAUUCCGUUGGCCAUGCGUAAGCGUAAACAAGAGCCGGUCGAUGAUAUGGAUAUGGAACCUGAUGAUGAUGAUGACAUUCCGCUGCUGGCGCGUAAAAAGGUCAAAAAGGAGUCGAGAGAAAAGAAGAACAAAAAGAAGCGCAUCAAAGAGGAGAACGAUGAUGACUGCGGCAAGCCCAAAAAGAAAAAGGUUAAAAAGGAGUCAGACAUUAAAUCGGAGACUUUGUCGCCAACAAAGCGUUCACGCAAAGACAAAAAGGACGAGGAGGAGGAAGUCUGGCGAUGGUGGGAAGAGGAGAAGCGUGAUGAUGGCGUCAAAUGGUCAUCAUUGGAGCAUAAAGGACCUGUUUUUGCGCCGCCCUACGAGCGUGUGCCGCGCAAUGUGCGCUUUUACUAUGAUGGCAAGCCCCUGGAACUGAGCGAAGUGACAGAGGAGGCGGCCACAUUCUAUGCGAAAAUGUUGAAUCAUGACUACUGCACCAAGGAUGUGUUCAAUAAUAAUUUCUUUAAGGACUUCCGUAAAUCGAUGACAGAUAAGGAGAAGGACAUCAUCAAAGACUUCCGCAAAUGCAAUUUCAAGGAGAUGUUCGACUAUUUCCAGGCCGAGUCUGAGAAACGCAAAGCGGCCACCAAAGAGGAGAAGCUUGCCAGGAAGAAUGAGAACGAGGCGUUAAUGAAGGAAUAUGGCUUCUGCAUGAUCGAUGGCCACAAGGAAAAGAUUGGCAACUUCCGUUUGGAGCCGCCGGGUCUGUUUCGUGGUCGCGGUGAACAUCCAAAGAUGGGCAUGAUCAAGCGACGCAUUGCCGCCUCCGAUGUGUCCAUCAACUGCGGCAAAAGCUCACACGUGCCAAAGCCGCCACCGGGCCAAACUUGGAAGGAGGUGCGUCACGACAGCACCGUCACUUGGCUAGCCUCUUGGAUUGAGAAUGUGCAAGGCCAAGUGAAAUACAUUAUGCUGAAUCCCUCAUCCAAGCUUAAGGGCGAAAAGGAUCACAUUAAAUACGAGACAGCGCGUCGCCUGGACAAGGUCAUUGACAAAAUACGCGCCACAUAUCGAGAUGAAUGGAAGUCCAAGGAGAUGCGUGUACGUCAGCGUGCAGUGGCGCUCUAUUUUAUUGAUAAGCUGGCGCUGAGAGCGGGUAACGAGAAGGACGAGGAUCAGGCGGACACUGUCGGCUGUUGUUCGCUUCGUGUGGAGCAUGUGUCGCUGCACAAGGAGCUCAAUGGCAAGGAGAAUGUGGUUGUAUUUGAUUUUCCAGGUAAGGAUUCCAUACGCUACUACAACGAGGUUGAGGUGGAGAAGCGUGUCUUCAAGAACCUCGAGCUGUUUAUGGAGAACAAAAGGGAUGGCGAUGAUCUCUUCGACCGUCUCAAUACCCAAGUGCUUAACGAGCAUCUGAAGGAGCUAAUGGAUGGACUCACGGCAAAAGUAUUUCGUACAUAUAACGCAUCGAAAACGUUGCAAAAUCAAUUGGAUUUGCUAACGGAUCCAAAUGCAUCAGUGCCCGAAAAACUAUUAACGUAUAAUCGCGCAAAUCGUGCGGUGGCCAUUCUAUGUAACCAUCAGCGCUCAGUGCCCAAGGGCCAUCAGAAGUCGAUGGAGAAUCUGAAGGAGAAGAUUCGCUCAAAGCGUGAUGCCAUCGAUGAUUGCGAGGCCGAAUAUCAUGAUGCGAAGAAGGCGGCCAAGCGUGGCUCUGUCAAGGAGAAGGUAAUUGCCGAUAAGAAGGGCAAGCAACUGGAACGUUUGAAGGACCAGCUGAAGAAAUUGGAACUACAAGAGACUGAUAGAGACGAGAAUAAGACCAUUGCCCUGGGCACAUCCAAAUUGAAUUAUCUCGAUCCACGCAUUUCGGUGGCAUGGUGUAAAAAGAAUGGUGUGCCGAUUGAGAAGAUUUUCAAUAAGACACAAAGAACCAAAUUUCUUUGGGCCAUACACAUGGCAGAUGAAAAUUAUCGUUUUUAGAUACAGAUACACAACAAAAACAGAGAA
Molecule: messenger RNA, 3397 nt
Organism: Drosophila busckii
Lineage: Eukaryota; Metazoa; Arthropoda; Insecta; Diptera; Drosophilidae
Gene: Top1
Product: DNA topoisomerase 1
Exons: 8
Coding region: 371-3370 (999 amino acids)
Biological process (GO): DNA topological change; chromosome segregation; DNA replication
Cellular component (GO): nucleolus; chromosome
Molecular function (GO): DNA topoisomerase type I (single strand cut, ATP-independent) activity; DNA binding
Source: RefSeq, a predicted model, not a curated record